UUAAACAUCCGAAUUCUGCUCCGUCAGAUUAUCUUCUACGAGGACAGGAACUUUGAAGGCCAGCACUAUGAGUGCAUGAGUGACUGCGCUGACCUGCACUCCAUGUUUGACCGCUGCCGCUCCAUCCGGGUGGAGAGCGGCAUGUUCAUGAUCUACGACCGCCCCAGCUACAUGGGAACCCAGUACUUCAUGAAGAGGGGAGAGUACAACGACUACCUGGGAAUGACGGGCAUGACUGAGUGUGUCAGGUCCUGCCGCAUGAUCCCUGUGCACAGCGGCAACUUCAGGAUGAGGCUCUACGAGCAUUUUGACAUGGGAGGUGAGAUGAUGGAGCUGACAGACAACUGCCCCAACCUCAUGGAUCGUUUCCACAUGUCCAACUUCAACUCCUGCAACGUGAUGGAGGGCCACUGGCUCAUCUACGAGCAGGCCAACUACAGGGGGCGUCACUACUACAUCCGGCCCGGCCAGUACAAGAGCUUCAACGAGUGGAGCGGCAACAACUCCAAGAUUGGCUCCAUCAGGCGACUCAUGGAUCUCUAA
Messenger RNA from Perca flavescens (yellow perch), 543 nucleotides. Its product is annotated as gamma-crystallin M3-like. The transcript has 2 exons. Gene Ontology annotation, biological process: visual perception; lens development in camera-type eye. NCBI's taxonomy places the organism in Eukaryota, Metazoa, Chordata, Actinopteri, Perciformes, Percidae. The record is from RefSeq and is a predicted model, not a curated record. The annotation marks the transcript as partial. Gene Ontology annotation, molecular function: structural constituent of eye lens.